AGUUCAACUUCGCGCAGACGUAGUUAAUGACACCAACAAGAUGGCGAAGAGAGUAUUAUGUUAUACCUGUACGCCAAAGAACUGUACGCCUAACUGACACUUAUUUUGGGGAUUUAUUUUGUACUGGGAAUCGUCGCCAAACUUUAGUAACUAUAAUGGUGGCAUGUAACAAUAAUGGUGGCGAGAUGAAAGUUUUCCACAAGAGUCAGAUGUUUGAAAUGGGAGUAAUGCAAUUAGUUAUAAUCAGCAUGUGUCUUGUCAGCAUAGUUUACGUCGUGAACGGAACAGACUCGUAUAAAGUUAUGAAAACAAAGCUAGGUGCUGGAGAAGGCUGUAUUGACAUCGAUGGGAAUCCCCGAACACACCUGGAAUACUGGAACACUACUGAUACCUGUGACAAAAUCAUCUGCUGGAAUGGAAGAUUAGCCAAUUUUACGAUAACACAACAAUGCCACAGUUUUGAUGCAGGGGAAAAUCCUGACAGUACGAAUUGUUUCGAAGUGGCAGACAUGGCUCAGCCGUUUCCUUCCUGCUGUCCCUCGCUCGUAUGCAAUGCUACAGAUUUUGUUGCCCCGACAGUAGCCACAUGCGGCGACUUGGCUACCGCGUACUCCUGCGACCUCUGGAAGAACCACUUUAGCGCGUGCGUCUUAAGUAGUGCAACAUUUUCAGAAUUGUUUAACUACACGCAACAAUUCUGCCAACAAACCUGCGGACUUUGCUAAUCGAUACAGUUUUAUAUAAUGAAUGCAGAAACAAGAAAGCAAUACCAUGUCCAGGAUCCAAUUAGUCAUUUAUGGUUUG
This is a messenger RNA of Lingula anatina, 804 nucleotides long. RefSeq lists its product as uncharacterized. The record is from RefSeq and is a predicted model, not a curated record. NCBI's taxonomy places the organism in Eukaryota, Metazoa, Brachiopoda, Lingulata, Lingulida, Lingulidae.